GAUCACAUGAUAGGUAAAAUGGCCGAAUAGUUCGCACUAUCUGUCAACAAUUUGUAUUAAACGUUCUUUAAAUCAAGAAGAUGGCAGAAUACUGGCUGAUAUCCGCACCAGGUGACAAAACUUGUCAGCAGACAUUUGACAAGCUAAAUGCUGCAACUGGUAGACCCAACAAUAUUUCCACCAACUACAAGUUUAACCUGCCUGAUCUAAAGGUUGGGACCUUGGACACCCUUGUUGGCCUCUCUGAUGACCUGGGUAAACUUGACACGUACUGUGAGGGUAUCUCCAAGAAGGUUGCUACUUACCUAGGUGAGGUGUUGGAUGAUCAGAGAGACAAACUGCAGGAAAACCUUCUUGCUAAUGGAGUUGACCUGAACACUUACAUGACCCGGUUUCAGUGGGAUCUGGCCAAGUAUCCAAUCAAACAGUCGCUGAGAAACAUCACAGAGAUCAUCUCGAAGCAAGUAUCCCAGAUUGAAAGUGAUCUGCGAGUGAAAUCCACGGCAUAUAACAACCUUAAGGGUAAUCUACAGAACCUGGAAAGAAAGGCCACUGGUAACCUGAUAACCCGUUACCUUGGCGACAUUGUAAAGAAGGAGCACUUUGUGCUGGACUCCGAAUACCUUGUCACCCUGCUCGUCGUUGUGCAGAAGUCUUUCUUCCAUGACUGGAAAACGAAAUACGAGUCCCUCACAGACAUGAUUGUCCCACGAUCUUCUACUGUUAUAUAUGAGGAUGAUGAGAACUGUCUGUGUACGGUGACGCUGUUCCGACGUGUGGAAGACGAGUUUCGACAUAAAUGUCGUGAAAACAAAUUUGUUGUUCGGGACUUCACUUACAAUGAAGUGGAACUGGCCGCAGGGAAAAAUGAACUGAAGAAACUAGAUGCUGAUAAAAAGAAACAGUUUGGUCCAUUAGUGAAGUGGCUGAAGGUGAAUUUUGGGGAGUGUUUUACAGCCUGGAUCCAUACAAAGGCUUUGAGGGUGUUUGUGGAAAGUGUGCUGAGGUAUGGCCUGCCGGUGAACUUCCAGGCAAUGUUGUUGCUGCCCCACAAGAAGUCACAGCGGAGACUGAGAGAGGAGCUGAACAGAAUGUAUGAUCACCUCGACAAUACAGCAUUUACCGGCAUGGAUACUGGUACGGUAGACAUUCCUGGCCUGGCUGGUAUGGGCACUGACUACUAUCCUUACGUGUUCUACAAGAUUAACCUGGAGCUGGUUGAAGCCCGACAUUGAGACCUGACAUCGCAUAGAUCAUCACCACAUAUAGAUAUCCAGCAGUGUGCCAUGUCAUUGAAAUAGGAUAAUGAAAUGUAACACCAACUAACGCUUGGUUUUUAGAUUUAUAUUUAUACAAGGUUUAUCAUAACAUUAUGUUUCUUUCUAAAUUUUCUUAUCAAAUUGUCUCAAAUGUGUAUUUUCCAUUCCACUACUAUAGCAAUUUAUUUUGAAGAUCUAGUGCACAUAAAUGAGAUGAACUGAAAGUGUGAAAUAAAUACAUAUAAUUUCUCACCAACAUACAUCUACCAAUGAGGUUACUCAUGAUUUAUCUAAUAUUCUUGGAUGGCAAUUUCUACCUAGUCAUUUAAAAAACAGGCUCUGUGGAUAAACAUACAUUCCAUUUAGCAAUAUACUGUGGUCUCGAAAGAAAUAUAUGCAUAUGAGGAGUUUUGAGUUCAAGCUACGAUUCAAUGAUUGGCGGCUUCUUUUAGCCUUAAUUUAAUCAUACAGUGUAAUGAUUAGCAUUUAAAUAGGGAGAACAUUUAAAUCAGUGUUACAUGUAUAUUCAGUGAUACACCCAUGCAUAACAUUAGUUGGGAAAAGUAAGAGACAUUUUAUUUUAAAAGUUGCAAAAAAGGUAAACAAGUUGAAAAGCUGCGCAAGGCCCAUGACUUUGUAGCUGAUGUGUAACCCAGAGCUUCAGAGAAGGUUUUUACUGAAAGUGUAUUGAACAUCAUUUUGUAAUUUUGUCAAGUGUAGUGUACACCUUAUUUCAUUCAAUAAUGUGUAAUGGCGAUUGUUUACUGGAACAUUGAAGCGCAAACAUACAUGUAUUUUACAUACAUGAUUGGCAUAAUCCUAAAUGCAAAUUUUUUUUUUAAAACAACGGACAACAGUUAAUACGGUAUCCUUUGCAUAAUAAAACACAGGAGUGAUUUCACGCCUAAUUGGCACAUUUAAAAAUGUUAUAACAACCCUAUAGCUCUGGUAACAUCAAACAAGAAGUUUUAUCUAAUAUAGUCGUGCUCCAAUGACUUCAUUCUCUGUAUUUGUGUCCAUACAAUCUGAUUGGCUACAUUAAUCUUAGAUUCAAUUCAGAUCAAUAUAGAAUACACCCCUUCCCUUAUGCCUUCAUGUUUAUUGAUUUCAUACCAUGGUUUCCUUAUCGGCCACCAUAAGCUGUUUAACAAAUUGCUUAGAGAGUAUAAGUUUUAUUAUUGGUGUACUUUCUAGUCAAGAUUUGGAUGUAUGAAUCCUAUUGAUUAAAAUAACAUAAAAUUGUAUUCAAUGACCACUGCUCUAUGAAAUUCCAUUUAUGAAGACUUUAAUGCAUAUUGAGGGAUGUAGACAUUAACUAUUGUAGAUGUCCAUAUGUAUCUAGUUGUGUAUAGUUGUUGUAACCAAGACAAAUGUUCUGUGAUGGAGAAAGUGUAGGAUUUAGUACUAGGAAUGUGUGCAAAACUGAAGUAUUUAUUUCUUAUUUUGUAGAUAGAUACUACAGUUUUGAGCUCUGUCUUUUGAAUGACAUGCAUUUAUGUACAAGACUUAGUAUGUACUUUUUGUGAAUGUUAAGUUUUUUUCUUGUAUUAAAAUGAAAUCUAUCCCAGUUAUUGUGAACUUUUGUACAUAUAGGAAGAGCAUGUAUAAAGUAUAAAAAUAAAUGUCAAAAUGA
Mya arenaria is the source of this 2892-nucleotide messenger RNA. RefSeq names its product V-type proton ATPase subunit C 1-like. Gene Ontology annotation, molecular function: proton-transporting ATPase activity, rotational mechanism. The transcript has 13 exons. Lineage: Eukaryota; Metazoa; Mollusca; Bivalvia; Myida; Myidae. Gene Ontology annotation, cellular component: lysosomal membrane; vacuolar proton-transporting V-type ATPase, V1 domain. Gene Ontology annotation, biological process: proton transmembrane transport. The record is from RefSeq and is a predicted model, not a curated record. Bases 81 to 1235 code for a protein of 384 amino acids.